Messenger RNA from Chara braunii, 3120 nucleotides. Lineage: Eukaryota; Viridiplantae; Streptophyta; Charophyceae; Charales; Characeae. The record is from the annotation of a GenBank genome assembly.
CCGUUGACAUUCACGGACUUCCAGUGGAUGCCCGUUCCCUCGACCGGACGAUUGCCGAAACCGCAUUGCAACGUGCUUAUGGCACAAUUGCGGGAUUACUUGCACACUGUAGUACCAGCUCCGUUGAUGGGCGCCGGAGUAGAGGUUGUUGACCUUCACGGUUGCAUUGCGAAGAUCGACCGCGAGUUCAAGACGCAACGGUACGACGACAUCAACGCACCAUUGCUAUAUGUACGCAUUCAGAUCGGAGAGGCGACCUGCAACGCCUUGAUCGAUUGCGGAGCAUCUUGCAACUACAUCAGCCAGGACUUCAUGGUACGCGCCGGCCUUGGCCCACGUGUCCGGAGGAAGUCCCAGCCUACGCAAGUCUUUUUGGCAGACAGUCAUACGCACAAGUCCAUCGACCGGUGCAUUGACGUCGUCCCAGUGUGCUUUGCCCCUCACGCAAGUGAGGCGGUGUCCUUUGACAUUCUGGACACCAAAUUCGACAUGAUCUUGGGCAUGUCAUGGCUGCGAAGCAAGGAUCACCCGGUGAACUUCUUUAACCGCACCGUUCACGUUGGUGAUCGGAACGGAGUAUUAGUUCCAUGCACGGUGCCUCUUCCUCAUCCUUCGAUCAACUGCCACGUGGUAUCCGCCGCAAGCAUGCGAGCUUCCAUCAUCAGAGACGACAUCGAGGAGAUGGGGGGGUGUUUUCUCCACGCCCUCCCGCCCCAUGACGCUUCAUCGACGAACUCACCUUCGGAUCCACGCAUCACCGAGCUUCUCGACGCCUACAGCGACGUGUUCGAAGGCCCGCACGGAGUAGUACCGGAUCGACCCAUCCGCCACGAGAUCAUCCUCGAGGACGGGGCCACGAUCAGAAACGCCGGCCCUCUCCCACGCAUCGACGAUCUUCUCGAGUGGCUGGGCGGCGCCAAGUUCUUCUCCAAGCUGGACCUCAAGUCGGGAUAUCACCAACUCGAGAUUUGCAAGGAGGAUCGCUACAAGACCGCGUUCAAGACACGGUAUGGGCAUUUCGAAUGGCUGGUCAUGCCGUUUGGCCUUACGAAUGCCCCAGCCACUUUCCAAGCGGCUAUGACAACGGAGUUCCCACACAUGCUAGAUCGUUUCGUACUUAUCUACCUCGACGACAUUCUUGUCUACAGCCGGAGUUUGGAGGAGCAUGUGGAACACCUGCGCACCGUUUUGGAGUGGCUACGACAAGCCAAGUACAAAGCCAACCGCAACAAGUGCGAAUUCGCGCGGCAGGAGCUGGAGUACUUGGGCCAUUAUGUGACGCCGCAAGGCAUCCGUCCGCUCGCGGACAAGAUCGAGGCCCUACGAGUAUGGCCGGAGCCCACCAACACCACGGACGUUCGUUCAUUCAUGGGAUUGGUGGGCUACUAUCAGCGAUUCAUCACCGAAUACUCCAGGAUUGCUGCACCUAUGACGAGGUUACAGUCGCCAAAGGUGCCAUUCGUAUUCGAUGACGACGCACGCCGGUCAUUCCAAGCACUUAAGACGGCUAUGCUCAUGGCACCCGUCCUUAGCAUCUAUGACCCCACCUUGCCGACGAGAGUGACUACGGACGCUUCCGGCUAUGGCAUUGGGGCAGUCUUGGAACAGCACGACGGCGACGACUGGCACCCUGUGGAGUAUUUCAGCCACAAWGUGCCUCCCAUCAACUCGCUUGAUGAUGCAAGGAAGAAGGAGCUACUCGCGUUCGUCAUGGCUCUCAAGCGAUGGCGGCACUUCCUUCUUGGGCGUCGWAGGUUCACWUGGGUUACRGACAAYAAUCCAUUGACCUACUACAAGACGCAGGAUACGGUGAGSAGCACGAUCGGACGAUGGAUGUACUUCAUCGACCAGUUUGACUUCACACCGAAACAUCUUCCCGGCCUCUCAAAUCGCGCAGCAGAUGCACUCUCGCGAAGACCCGACCUUUGCGCUAUGACACAUCAUGCCUUCGCAUUCGACGAGGAUCUUCAGCGACACUUCAUCCGGGCAUAUGAGUCUGAUCCGGACUUCGCCACGUUGUAUGCACAGCUAUCUUCGGAUCACCCGCAGCCACUAUCGCAUUAAGACAUUGUCAGCGACCGCGACACUCGUUUCAUGUCAGCAUUUUGGACUGCGCUCAUGCAGGAGUCCGACACGACGAUGAAACCAAGUUCGGCUCGGCAUCCGCAGACAGACGGGCAGACGGAGCGGGCACAUCAAACCGCUCAAAUGAUGCUUCGUACGCUCAUUCGUCCGGACCAGAAAGAUUGGGUUGACCGCCUCCUCGACAUCGAGUUUGCCUACAACACUUCGGUGCAUCCGGCAAUCGGCGUGACUCCAUUCGAGUUGCACCACGGUGGACGGAAAGGCCGGAUCUUCGCCGUCCUUCUCCUCCCUCGACCAGCCGACAUUGACGCUACCUGCUCUCCCGCUUCCGUCCGAAAGUACAGGGAAUUGCUGACUCAAGCCCGCGCAAAUAUGCAAAAGGCUCAAGUCCGCAUGCAGCAGCAAGCCAACAGGCGUCGCCUACCAUGUCCCAUCCGCGCCGGUGAUCUGGUUUGGGUCUCCGCGGAAGAGUUUGCACUGGAACAGGAUGUUUCACGCAAACUGCUUCCCAAGUGGUUUGGACCUUGGUCUGUGACAGCUGCCGCGGGCGAUGAGCCCGAGGGCCCUUCAUUUGUGAUCAACAUUCCAGAGCAUCUGAUGGUCCAUCCGGUCUUCCACGCCUCGAAGCUGGCAACAUACACGCCAGCCAAGAGCGACGACUUUCCUGACCGACGAUCGCAGGACCCUCCUUCUAUGGAUGGUCAUCAGGAAGUUGACCUCGUCAUCACCGAUCGCAAGUACGGCAGCAAGCCGCGACAGUACAAAGUCACAUUCAAAGCAUGCGAUCGCGACGACACUCGGUGGAUAUCAGGCGCAGAUUUGAAAGCAUCCGCACCUCUGAUCUACGCGCAUUAUGAAAGGCGCAGGUUAGCUCAGGACGCUUCACGACCAGCCCCUCCCACCCGGACUGUGGUCCCUCCCUCAGACAGACAACUUUGCCCUCGCAGGUAAGCUCGGUUCUUCAAGGAGGGGGGGGGUGUGGCAUACUGCGUAGCCACACUGGCCCUGCAGGGCCCGUCCCGGACAUUCAGCCUA